UAUAACUAGCUUAACGAAAUAGAAAAAGCAAUCUACUUUCCAAUAAGAUAUACUUCUCGAGGUGAUUAAAUUUUAACAAGAGAUUAAACGACGUGAUAUUCUUAAACAAUAUAUCGUUGUGUAACGUAUUUAAAACUCUUAAUUUGUGUGUGUGUGUCAUUCUGCUCCUUUUGACAAGUAAAUGUGGAACUGCUUGGUGGUUAAUUAGAAAUGAUUUGUUUCAUAUUCUGCUUCGUGGCAUUUCUCCAGUUCCCUUUGCCAGGUUUAGGACAAACUUUAGAAAAUGUGACAAAACUAUAUGACGAUCUUUUCAGUAGUUACAGGAGAAAUAUCAUACCACUAAAUAAUCGGUCACAGCCUAUAGAAGUUUCUCUUGCUUUCUUUUUAUUAUCUAUCAAUUCUUUUAGAGAGGUCGAGGAAACGCUCGUUCUAACAGGAGGAUUGUCAGUGAUAUGGAAAGACACAUCAUUAUCAUGGAAUCCUGUAGAUUAUGGAAAUAUACAAUCUUUGGAUGUGGAUUCCACAGAUAUAUGGAUACCAUGGAUUUAUCUAGUAAAUAAUGCAAAAGAAUUUGAACCUGUUGGUUUUGAUUCUGCUUUUAGAGUAUAUAUAAAUAGCAGCGGAUUUGUUCAUUAUUCUCCAGGGAGUAUUUUAGAAGCAAAAUGCCAAACUGAUAUUUCAAAAUUUCCUCUUGAUACCCAGCCAUGCCUAUUGGACUUUCUUGCAUGGGGUGGAGGCGCUACAACUUACAAAUUAAUAUCGUCAUUCAAUGAAGUUAAUUUAGAUUACUACACAAAGGACUCAAAUUGGGAGGUGGUAACUAGAGACACAUAUUCAAAACUAGAACCAGAAGGUUAUUAUAGGUUUCGUAUGAGUUUAUCAUUAAAAAGAAAACCAAUGUAUUAUAUAGUAAUGAUUGUCCUACCAACUAUGUUACUGUCAUUACUUAAUCCACUAGUGUUUUUACUUCCGGUAGAAUCAGGAGAACGUAUAUCCUUAGCAAUGACAGUACUUUUAUCGUACGCCAUAUUUUUAACGCUUGUUUCAGCAUCAAUUCCAGCAUCCUCUAAUCCUAUGUGUUUCCUGUUGAUUGUUAUGAUUAUCAUCAUGUUGAUUAGUGGACUCACAGUAGUGGCUGUCAUUAUAACCACUAAGGUAUACUAUCAGGAAGAAUAUUUCCCUGGAAAGAUUAUGAAAUUUUUCCUUUGCAGAAAGACAAGGAAUCAGGAUGUUAUUCCUUUGGAUUGUGAGAAAAUAGAACACCAGUCUUUAAAUGGAAAAAAUGUAUCUAAUUUUCUCGACAGGUUUUUUUUUAAUUUCUUCAUAUUUGAUUAUUGUCAUAACUCUUGUGGCAUAUUUUCUGUAUGUAAAUACGUAAAAAUACGAAAGCCUAUUAGGGUCACAAAAAAAAUAUUUUUAUCUAGUAAUUACGAGAUAAUCAUAGUUUUAUCUCGUAAUUACGAGAUAAUUAUCGCGUAAUUACGAGAUAAAUAUCGCGUAAUUACGAGAUAAUUAUCGCGUAAUUACGAGAUAACUAUCGCGUAAUUACGAGAUAAAUAUCGCGUAAUUACGAGAUAAAAAUUCAUUUGGCCAAGUAGAUUAAGAGGAGAAAGAUUUGUGUAAAAGAUUAAAAAAAAUUACUUAAUUGCAGAAAUGACUUUAAAGGGCAAUAACUCCUUAAGGGGUCAAUUGACUUAUUUGUAGAUCUUACUUGGCUAAACAUUUUUGCUCCUUCAGUUUAUAUCUUUCUAUUAUAAUAUUCAAGAUAAUAACCAAAAACUGAAAAAUAAUCAUUAAAAUUACCAAUUCAGGGGCAGCAUCCCAACAACGGGAAGUGAAAAUUUUUACCCUGUCAUAUUUGCUCUAAAUGCUUUAGUUUCAGAGAUAUAAACCAUAAACUACAUUUUACCCCCCCCCCCCCCCAUGUUCGAUUUUUAGCCAUGGUGGCUAUCUUGGUUGGUGGGCGGGGUCUUUGGAUACAUUUUUUUAAACUAAAAAACCCUAAGGAUGAUUAAGGCCAAGUUUGGUUCAAUUUGGCCAAGUGGUUUCAGAGGAGAAGAUUUUAGUAAAAGUUAACGGACGACGACGGACGACGGACGCCAUGUGAUGGGAAAAGAUCACUUGACCCUUUGGGUCAGUUGAGCUAAUAAAAACGGGCGUUUUAUCAGGUGCCCCGGAAGGGUAAUCACGAUCUGUAUAUCUAUAUAUAUAUAUAUGUGUAAUUUUAUCUCGUAAUUACGAGAUAGUUUUCUCGUAAUCACGUGAUAAUUAUCUCGUAAUUACGCGAUAAUUAUCUCGUAAUUACGAGAUAAAAAAUGAUUAUCUCGUAAUUACGCGAUAAUUAUCUCGUUAUUAACGAGAUAAAAAAUGAUUAUCUCGUAAUUUCGCGAUAGUUUUCUCGUAAUUACGAGAUAUUUAUCUCGUAAUUACGAGAUAAAUAUUAUUUUUUUUUGUGACCCUAAUAGGCUUUCGUAUAAAAAUGAUAGAGGCUAGAGAAAUUACAUUUAAAAUAUCAGCCUUUAAAGACGAUAACUAUUGAUUAUUCAUCACCUUGUUGAAGACUGUAUGUAGACCACUAGAUGUUCUUUGUUUUUUUUGUUGGCUUUUUUUUUGUUUGUUUGUUGUUGUUUUUUGGUGUAAUGCUUUCACUCAUCAAAUAUAUGACAUAGAUCAUUUUAAGCUUCUUUCACUGAUAAAAAUAUACCUGAAGUUAACAUCAAGCACACUAUGGUGAGAAUUUAAAUGCUAUUAAAAAAUAAUAAAAUGAAUUGAUCCUUCCUUAUCAUCGUCAAUAUAAAACAAUAAUUUUCUUUUGCAAUCUAUGUAAAAAGUCAAUAAAAACAUGACAUAAAAAUGUUUUAAAAAAAUUUACUUCUUGAUACGAAAAAACUAUUGAGAACCUUAAGUUAGAUGAUUACUACAUACUAUUUUUACUUUAAUUUUUAUGUAGAUUUAGAUCGGGUGCUUUUGUCAGAGAGCUUUUAACCUACAUAUAAUAAAUAACUAGUAAUGAAUAUUGCAUGUUGUAGUUGGUGAUAUUCAAGAUAGCAUUGUGGUGCCGUCUGUUAUAUAACGUCAUACUUGUUUUGGUGUGUCUGUUUUUUUAAAUCAAUUGUUAUUGUUGUUGUGCAAAAUUUCACUUGAAUAAAGUGUAAAGAAGAUUUUGAUCUGAAGACUUUCUAAAAACUUAUUUUGAUUACUAUUUUUUUUAAAUAAGUUUAUACAAACUUUUUAAAUUUUACGUGUUGAAAGUAAUAUUCUAUCUUUGAAUUUCGAUAUUAACUUUCAUUGUAAUCUUUAUAAAGAACGUUGACUGGUCAGUGUUCGAUGUUAAAAUUUCCAAAGGAAAUGUGAGCUUUUGCCAUCACUUGGCGUCCGUCGUCGUCCGUCGUCGUCGUCGUCCGUCCGGUGUAAACUAUUUCAAACAUCUUCUCUGUAACUACUGAACCAAUUCCAACCAAAAUUAAGUUGAAUGAUCCUUAGGGUAUCUAGAAUAAAGUUUGUGUUUUAUUUUCUGUUUCAUCAAAAAACAUGAUGCUGAAUCAAUUUCAGCCAAACUUGGGCUGAAUUAGUUUCAUAGUAUCUAGUAUAAAUUUUGUAUUUUAUUUCCUUGUACGUCAAGAAACAUAGCCACUAUGGCUAAAAUGCAUUUUUUUGCUUUUGAAGAAAAUAUGACAGAUACAAAGAACAUUUAAAUAGCAUUUUUAAGCCACUCAUUAAUAUAUAUUGAAAAACAAAAAUAAUCAUUGAUGAAAGAUUUAAGCAAAAAAUUACAAGUGAGCGAGUCAGGCUCUUGAGAGCCUCUUGUUUGAUAUAAGUUAGAACACCGAGGAAGCAAAAAAUAUGUGCCAUGUCACUACUUUACAUCAUAAUGUAAUGGUGUUCAAUUAGUCAACAUGUCAACACAAUGAUUGAGUUAGAAUAUAGUUUUAGUGUAAUUGAGUAGGAAGAUCAAUGUUAUACAUUUCAGCAAAUGUUGUCCAAUUUUGAUAUAAUUCAGUAAGUUUAAAUAAUUUUCUAAAAUUGAUCACCAGUAAAUUUGAUGAAAUUAAUUGAAUGGAAUGGUCGUAGAAACCUAAUUAUCCUUAAAUCAAUAUUGCUGUAUUACCGUUAAUGACUGUUUUAUAUUGGUCAAUAUUAUAUCGAACGUACAAUACUCUUAAAAUUCUUAUUUAAUUUGUUUAGUAGUUUCGGGUUCAAUUUUAGGAAUUUCGAUUGUCUAUUUGAGUAUAUUUCUUUAAGGGAUCUUUAAUACUUGUAUCUUUUUAAGCGAUUUAAGUACAUAGCAGAAAUGGCUGUUAUUUUUGGUGCUGUUGAUUUUUAAUGCUUGAGGCAGCAAUAACCAAUUUAUUUUUGUUUUUGUUUCACCAAGCUGGGGAUCGAACCUCGAUCUUCUAAAUCGAGAGAGCAAUUUCGUAGAAAAUUCAAACGUUUUCAGAGCUUAUCUUAUUGGUAAAUUUCCACUUCGAUCUUAAAAAGUUCAAUCAAAUUAAAAACUUUGACUUUAAUGAUCCUGCGAUCCUGUUCACGUUUGCUUUCGGUAUUCUCGCCAAUUGCCUUUUUCUUCACUGUAGCAACUCAAACAUUUGGAAUGUAUUAUUCACAAACCAUUAUGGUGUGCAGAAAGGCAAAACAAAACAGACAUUUUCAAAACUCAAAUACCAUUCUGCUAAAUUGUAUUUAACUAAUUCAAAACAAUAACUUAUGUUAUUUAUUUCCUGUUUUCAAUAGAAAGUUUACUUGAAUUUGAAACUGCAUAACUGCAGUUACUCAAUAUCGUUUACAAAUCUUUCGAUUGCUGACACUAUAAAUAUUGGACUAUAUUUUUAUUUUAUCUUAGUGAUAAUGAUAUAACUUUCCUUGAAUCAAAUGUGCCCUGUCGUAAAAAAAGUAAAACAAAAAUACAAAGGCAAAUUUGAUAAUAAAGAGCUGCGCCAUGAGCGCAUGAUACGCCCGUCGCUUUUUCAAAGAAUUAAGUUCCAUAACUCCUCAAUAUCAUAUCAGAAAAUUUAUAAAAAAAAAUAAGGGAAGGUUAUUUUAAUAGAUAUAAACCAGUCACCAAAGUUUCAUGAAAACUGCUGAAAGUACUUUUGAGUUAUUGUCCGAAAACUGGAAAAUCCCCCCUUUUUUAUGAAUAAAAUCCCAUAACUCUGAUAUGUAAAAUCUAAAAUUUAUAAAAAUCGAAAGGGAGCAUACGUCAAUAGAUAUAAACAAUUCGUCAAAGUCUCAUGAAAACUGCUCUAAGCAUUUUUGAGUUAUUGUCCGAAAAUUCUAAAAUUUAUAAAAAUCGAAAGGGAGCUCACGUCAAUAGAUAUUAACACUAUUUAAUUAACACUUAUUAAUUUAACAUAUAAAGUUUCAUGCAAAUUGGUUAAAGCGUUAUUGUGUUAUUGUCCGACAUGUUAACGACGGACGGACGGACGGACAACGGUAUACCAUAAUACGACCCGUAAACGGGCGUAUAAAAAAGUGAAGUCCAUAAAAACUGACUAAAUCAAACGCUGUCAAUUAACGGAACAAGUGAAAUACAAUUGCCAUCUUCUCCAUUACAUAUUCCCUUUAUUGCUGUAAUAAAUGCUUAUCCAAUAUAAAGUUCCCUAUAAAGUAAAAAAGCGCAUGAUACCGGUUUCGUGACCACAACAAGUUAUUUUGGAUGGAAUUUCUUCGAGAGCAAACGUUUUGGAAAACCUAAAUAUAACACGUUUGAUGGUAUAUAUAAGAACCGAAAGGUUCUAAACAGAACAGCCAAAACCAUCUUAGGUCAUCUUUACAUGUCUAUGAUCAAAAGUGACAUAAAACAUAACCAAAACCAUCUAAGGUCAUCUUUACAUGUAUAUGAUCAAAAGUGACAUAAAACAUAACCAAAACCAUCUAAGGUCAUCUUACAUGUAUAUGAUCAAAAGUGACAUAAAACAUAACCAAAACCAUCUAAGGUCAUCUUACAUGUAUAUGAUCAAAAGUGACAUAAAACAUAACCAAAACCAUCUAAGGUCAUCUUACAUGUAUAUGAUCAAAAGUGACAUGAAACAUAACCAAAUCAAUCUAAGGUCAACUUUGCCUGAGGGAGUUGGAACCCUAGUUAAAUGUAUUGUUCUUAAUUCAUCAACGGGAAACUUAUUUGUAAAAGUAUGUUGCGCGACACAAAAAGACACCGAUACAAAGUGAUAGACACCAGAUUUCAACUGCUGAAAGACAGAUGCCAAGAACGACCCAUCAACGUGAUACUAAAUGACUAUUCUUCAUAUACCUGAUAAAAAAAAUAAUGACUAUGUGAAUAUAUUGUGAUUUUGUGACUUUUAAAUAUAUUGUUCUGUGACUUUUAGAUAGAUUGUCUUGUUACAUUUUAAAUAUGUGUUGUAUUUUGGGAUAUCAACAUUAAACAUGUGUUCUUCGUAUAA
Messenger RNA from Mytilus californianus (California mussel), 6398 nucleotides. RefSeq names its product neuronal acetylcholine receptor subunit alpha-7-like. Gene Ontology annotation, biological process: signal transduction; nervous system process; chemical synaptic transmission. The coding region runs from base 211 to 1479 and encodes 422 amino acids. Gene Ontology annotation, cellular component: neuron projection; membrane; synapse. Gene Ontology annotation, molecular function: extracellular ligand-gated monoatomic ion channel activity; transmembrane signaling receptor activity; neurotransmitter receptor activity. The transcript has a single exon. Lineage: Eukaryota; Metazoa; Mollusca; Bivalvia; Mytilida; Mytilidae. The record is from RefSeq and is a predicted model, not a curated record.